Molecule: messenger RNA, 775 nt
Organism: Cyanistes caeruleus (blue tit)
Lineage: Eukaryota; Metazoa; Chordata; Aves; Passeriformes; Paridae
Source: RefSeq, a predicted model, not a curated record
CUAACCCUCUCCCCAUUUGGGUUAUACAUCCUGCUGCUCAACUCCAGCCAUUUGAGCAGGAAAAUGGGACCGGGACAAGCCAUGGAGAGUCUGCUAUCAAGCAUGCACUGCUCAAAUCACCACAAAACAGUGCCUAGAAGAUCUGUUCCCAAGGUGAACAAAUGCAUUCAAGUUAAUAUGGACUUGGAAGAGGAGAACCCCAGUGCAGACCUGAGCCUUUCUCUGACAGCUGGCCUUUCUGGGAAGUCAGAGUGUUGUCCAGGGAACACAUCACCUUCUCAGAAAGACAUUUCCUCCCACAAACAGUCUGUCAUGCCAGCUCUGCUACCACAGCUGCCUGCACCUCCACCCCUACCUCUUCCCCCUGUUUCCAUGCCUGGCAUAAAUGCCCCAUCACUCCCAUCUCCUCAGCUCUGCAGCAAUCCUGGGUGCAGGCAUCCCACCUGUGGAUGUGGGGAGCAGCCCCACACUAGGAAGACACCGAUGGUGAGGAUGAAGGUGCUUCACUGGCAGAAGCUGCCCUCUGACGUGGUGAGACAAAGCCGCUCCAUAUGGGCUGUGAUGCCGAGCAGCAGCAAGGAGCUUGUGGAACCUGAUUAUGCAACCUUGGAGCUUCUUUUCUCUGUCCCACCAAGGACACAUACAGAGAAAACAGAGCCAAAUAUAAAGAAAAUAAAAGAGGUACUUGGACUGCCCACUUUUUGUAGAAAAUGGCAAAGUUCUUGGAAGUGAAAAGCUUAUUAAUUUCUUUAUUGUUGUCAUGCAUUUAUUAUAA